AUGCGCCUCUUCCAUAAAAACAAAUCGCAGCCAUCACUCCCGGAAGUCUUCGAGGCAAGUGGUGAAGACAACAGCGAACAACCACCACCCCAACAAGGCGCCAAUACCCACCCACCUGUCCGCUAUUCAUUGGUGAUUCCCGGCGACCAUUCCUACCAGCCGCCGUACCCCUAUGCCAAUGACCAGUCCGUGCAUCCGCAAACGCAAAACUACGAGGAGAACUAUACCCACCCCGCCCACGCCGUGAGCAGAUUCAGCCACGAGCUCCUAGACUCGGCUCCAACGUCUUCGCAUCACAGGGGCAGACCUACAUUGAAUCUGGUUCCUACGUCUCCGUCUUUGGGCUUAGGUAGUUCGUCCGACCUGAGUUCGACUGAGCCUCCCUAUACUCCUCAUAGCUCGGAAGCCUCUCCUCUAGCGGAAUCCCAGCCACGCAAGUUCAGAAAAGGCCUCUUUGGAUUAUCCUCAAAACACAAGGACAAGGACUCUUCAUUUCGAGGUUCCAAGGUUCUUGGCCGUACGAUAUCGGUGAGACAAUCUAAAGAAGAGCAACCCACACAGAGCCGUAUGCCUCUAUCAAAGAAAACGUCCCAACCCCCUUAUCCCCCCGCCGUAAACCGGUCCUCCUCAAAUAUAGAGGGUCAGCCCUUUGACCCGCCUCGAAUUCAACGCGUGAGUACUGAGCCACUUUCCCAAGACCUUUAUCCGCCGCGAAAUUCCUCGGUACAUCAAUAUCAGGAGGGCCCACACCUGUCUGAAGCGCCGCAUCCCCAGUUGCAGAUUGACCACGCUCACUUGCAGCAUCCAAGUGUGAACUAUCAGUUGAGUGGACCACAAGCCUUUGCAGACCAGGUAUCAGGUCCUCGUAGCCAAUCCCCGCAACUAGAUCCUUAUCUUACUCCAAGGCCGCCGUCUCAGCAAUCCUUUGGACCCCCUUCCCCUCUUAACCCUCAUUAUCAAGGCUUUGAAUCUAACCAGCAUAAAUCUCAUUUUCGACAGUCGCUUCAGCCGCCAACCGGAUCGACCCAAAGCGGAAUGGAGAGGCAAACAGGAUUGAGGCAGCCAUCGGAGCCGAUGGGACAGAAUCCCCAACCUCAACCCACUCAGCCACCAAGCGUCACACCCGGCUCGAGCUUCAAAGGUAAUGUACCUCAACCAGGCUCCGGUGAGGUCGAUCGGGACACCCCGCUUCACCCCCCUACCAAAGGUCGCGAUGAAGCUCCUGAAAUUGACGUGCGAGCGUUGACUCAGAAGUAUGAGGAACUCCGUAUGUGCCACUUGUCUUUUUCGUUUUGA
Molecule: messenger RNA, 1296 nt
Organism: Uncinocarpus reesii 1704
Lineage: Eukaryota; Fungi; Ascomycota; Eurotiomycetes; Onygenales; Onygenaceae
Exons: 2
Coding region: 1-1296 (431 amino acids)
Source: RefSeq, a predicted model, not a curated record